Messenger RNA from Xenopus tropicalis (tropical clawed frog), 3241 nucleotides. RefSeq names its product piwi-like RNA-mediated gene silencing 4 (gene piwil4). Gene Ontology annotation, cellular component: cytoplasm. Bases 63 to 2624 code for a protein of 853 amino acids. The transcript is spliced from 21 exons. Gene Ontology annotation, molecular function: nucleic acid binding; RNA binding. The record is from RefSeq and is a predicted model, not a curated record. NCBI's taxonomy places the organism in Eukaryota, Metazoa, Chordata, Amphibia, Anura, Pipidae.
CGGAGCUUGAGCGAGAGACGCAGUUGCUGGCGCUAAAGUGAAGGAACAUCGUAUCAGGACAAAUGGCUCUCCAAGAAAAGCCAAUUGACUUCUCUCUGAAGAACAAAGAACCAGGCUUGGCACGUGAUUCCCCUGGCCAGGCUUCAAAAAUGAGCAAUCCUCGUCCAGACGCAGGCAGCUCCAAAGAUCUACAGGGAAUCGGCAGUGGCAAUGGCAGCGGAAGAGACAGCGGAAUUGGUACCAUCUCAGCUGGAGAGAAUAGGUAUGUCCUUGCAGAGAGAGGAGGUCGGAAUGGCCGGAACCUACAAGAUUUUGGGAUCAACACCAGGCAGACUAUGGCUCACGUUAAGGACCACAAAACAGGUACCAGCGGGGCGCCGGUGAAACUCAUGACCAAUCUGUUCGGUUUGACUUUGCCGACUCAGUGGAAACUGUACCAGUACCGUGUGGAUUUCUCCCCUGAAUUUGCUUCUAGGAAACUGAAGACCGCACUGCUCUAUUCACACGGGGAGACCUUGGGGAGAGCCAGAGCCUUUCAUGGGGAGAUUCUCUUUCUUUCUCGUAAUAUAGGCAAGCUAAAUCAUCUGGAAAGUACGACUAGAAAAGGCGAAACUGUGAAAAUAACAAUCACUCUGACCAACCAGCUGCCGGCCGACUCCCCCGUGUGCAUACAGUUUUUUGGCAUCCUCUUCAAGAAGGUCUUUAAAAGCCUUAAUAUGUACCAAGUGGGGCGCAAUUACUAUAAUCCUGCUGACCCAGUGAUCAUUCCUCAGCACAGGUUAAUGCUGUGGCCUGGGUUUGUGCUCUCCAUAAUGAAACUGGAAUCCCAGCUGGCCCUGUGCGCUGAUGUGAGCCACAAAGUCCUGCGGAAUGAGACUGUUCUUGACUCCAUGAAAGCUCUGUACUCCAAAGUCCCCAAGGAGAGAUUCACAGACAUAUGUGAGAAAGAGCUGCUUGGGCUUGUUGUGUUAACCAGAUACAACAAUAAAACCUACAGAGUUGACGAUAUUGACUGGUCCACCAAACCGACAGAUUCCUUUCCAAGGAAGGAUGGCUCAGAGAUUACGUACACAGACUACUAUAGUCAGCAAUACAGCAUAAACAUCUCCGACCUACAGCAACCCAUGUUGGUGAGCACACUAAAAGCUAAGAAGAGUGACAAUCCCGAUGCCCCUCGUGCCGUCCACCUCAUUCCUGAACUGUGCUAUCUCACAGGUUUGAGCAGCCGUGCACUUUCGGAUUUCCGUUUGAUGAAGGAUCUGUCAAUGGAAACCCAGUUGGACCCUGAGCGGAGGCAGCAGAGGCUGCAGAGACUGGCGGACAGCAUUCAGAGAACCCCAGAAGCCAGUGCAGAGUUGGAGAAAUGGGGCUUGAGGAUGGAUAAGCAGAUACCUGUCACGGGCCGUAUUGCCCCACCAGAGAGAAUCUUCAUGAGGGACAAUGUGUGCACCCCUGGAUCCCCUGCUGACUGGGCCAGGGACACCAGAAACGAGAAGGUGAUUUGUGUUGCGCCCUUGCAGAACUGGCUGAUGCUCUUUAGCUACCGUAAUGCUGACGUUGCUGAGAAUCUCCUGCAGUGCCUGAUGAAAGUCGCUUCUGGAAUGGGAUUCCAUAUGGACAUGCCAAGAAUAGUGCAGGUGGAAGACAAUCCGGUUUCAUUCCUACGCACCCUGCAGAAAAACGUAACGCCAGAUCUUCAGCUGGUGUUUUGUGUGAUUCCCACCAAUCAGAAAGACAGCUAUGACUCCAUCAAGAAGUUCCUGAGCCUGGACCAGCCUGUCCCCAGCCAAUGUGUGCAGAACCGCACUCUGGGCAGGCAGCAAAUGAUGAUGAGCGUUGCCAACAAGAUCGCCAUGCAGAUGAUCUGUAAGCUCGGAGGGGAGCUGUGGGCCGUGGAGAUCCCUCUGAAAGCCCUGAUGGUGGUUGGAAUAGACAUCAACAAAGAUGCAGUAAACAAGUCCAUGUCCGUCGUUGGAUUUGUAGCCAGUACCAACGCCAGGCUUACUAGGUGGCACUCUCGCUGCAUUAUUCAGAAAACAACAUCGGAUUUUGCCGAUUGCCUGAAAAUGUGCAUGAAAGGAGCCAUACAGAAUUGGCAAAGAUGCAACAAUGACCUCCCGAACCGUAUAGUUGUGUACAGGGACGGCGUAGGAGACGGGCAGCUGAAGAUGGUGGUGGACUAUGAGAUUCCUCAGCUUCUCAGUAGCUUCAGAGAGACCAAGACAAGCUACUGCCCCAGACUGUCGGUCAUUGUGGUGCGGAAGAAGUGCAUCUCUAGAUUCUACACACAGACCGGCAGGGGCAUCCAGAACCCGGUGUUGGGGACAAUCGUGGACUCCGAGGCCACAAGACCCGAAUGGUACGAUUUCUACCUGAUCAGCCAAAAUGCACGACAAGGAACCGUGAAUCCAACCUACUAUAAUGUGCUGCUAGAUGAGAACGGCCUGAAACCGGACCAUAUGCAGAGACUGACCUACAAACUGUGCCAUCUCUAUUACAAUUGGCCCGGAGUGAUCCGAGUGCCAGCGCCCUGCCAGUACGCACACAAACUCACCUUCCUUGUCGGCCAGAGUAUCCACAGGGAGCCGAGCCCUGAGCUCUCCCACAAGCUGUUCUACCUGUGAGAAAUUCAGAUAUAUCUUCGGUCAUUAGUGAGGGAAGUCUGGCCUUUCCUUAUGGAUAUUUUAUUGUAUUCUUCCUUGUUAAUAUAGAGAAUUUAUAUAGUAUUUAUAGGUUACCUUAGAGCUGGCCUACAGGCCUAUAGGUUACCUUAGAGCUGGCCUACAGGCCUAUAGGUUACCUUAGAGCUGGCCUACAGGCCUAUGGGUUACCUUAGAGCUGGCCUACAUGCCUAUGGGUUACCUUAGAGCUGGCCUACAUGCCUAUGGGUUACCUUAGAGCUGGCCUACAUGCCUAUGGGUUACCUUAGAGCUGGCCUACAGGCCUAUGGGUUACCUUAGAGCUGGCCUACAGGCCUAUGGGUUACCUUAGAGCUGGCCUACAGGCCUAUGGGUUACCUUAGAGCUGGCCUAAAGGAAUAUAGCAGGCUAUUUUUUUUUAUUUUUUUAUUUUUUUUUAUUUAUUUGUAUUUAUAAGAAAACCGUAGCUGAAAUAAGUGAUUAAUGGUCAAGUGAAUGUACAAUGUACAAAAGCCUUAUUAUUAUGGUAUAAUGGCCGCCUUAUACUCUUUUUACUCUUUUGUUGUUUUAACAUUUGGAAUAAAAGUGAUGUUUUGAUGAGU